Musa acuminata AAA Group (dessert banana) is the source of this 2004-nucleotide messenger RNA. RefSeq lists its product as uncharacterized. NCBI's taxonomy places the organism in Eukaryota, Viridiplantae, Streptophyta, Magnoliopsida, Zingiberales, Musaceae. Gene Ontology annotation, biological process: peptidyl-serine phosphorylation; spliceosomal complex assembly; regulation of mRNA processing. The coding region runs from base 138 to 1733 and encodes 531 amino acids. The transcript is spliced from 4 exons. Gene Ontology annotation, molecular function: ATP binding; protein serine/threonine kinase activity. The record is from RefSeq and is a predicted model, not a curated record.
GUGCGAGGGAGCGAGGGAGCGACGAGCGACCGCGGGUGCGCCAAACCCUAGCUCGGCGAGGGAGAGGAGAGGGCGAAGAGUCCGAGAGGGGUUCGGGUUGGAUUGCGGCGGAGGGUCGGGGAUCGGGCGGCGAUCGAAUGGCAGAGGAGGACGGGCGGAGCGAGAGCAGCAACUACACGUCGGAGGAUGAGGGCACCGAGGAUUACCGGCGCGGCGGGUACCACGCGGUCCGCGUCGGGGAUUCCUUCAAGCAGGGCGCCUACGUCGUCCAGGCCAAGCUUGGCUGGGGUCACUUCUCCACCGUAUGGCUCGCAUGGGAUACCGUCCACUCCCGGUAUGUGGCGUUGAAGGUGCAGAAGAGUGCGCAGCACUAUACAGAGGCUGCAAUGGAUGAGAUAAAGAUCUUGAAGCAGAUUGCAGAAGGGGACCCUGAUGACACCCGGUGUGUGGUAAAAUUACUUGAUCAUUUCAAGCAUUCAGGACCCAAUGGGCACCAUGUUUGUAUGGUCUUUGAGUUCCUUGGAGAUAACCUGCUCACCCUUAUCAAGUACACUGACUAUCGAGGGAUACCGCUCUCCAAGGUCAAGGAGAUCUGCCGUUGUGUCCUCAUUGGACUUGACUACCUCCACCGAGAUCUUUCUAUCAUCCACACUGAUCUCAAGCCAGAAAAUAUCCUCCUCAUGUCUAGCAUUGACCCGGCCAAAAAUCCAUGUCUCUCUGGUUUGCCUCUCAUCCUCCCCACCAUCAAGUCCCAAGAGUUGGCACCCAUGUCUCCAGCUCGGUCCAAUGGGGAUCUCACACGAAACCAGAAGAAAAAGAUCCGGAGGAAGGCAAAACGUGCAGCAGCUGCUGCAUCUGGAACUGCAGAAGCCACCACCGGGGAUCCUGAUGACUUAGAGGAUAAGGGGGAUUCUAGAGGGGUCAAUGAUGGGGGUGGUGGUGGUGGUGAAACACAAAAUGGAGCAGCACAGGGCCAUAAAAGAGGGAGCAAGGCGACAAGGAAGCGACUAGCAAUGGAGGCGGACCUUAGGUGCAAGAUUGUCGACUUUGGAAAUGCAUGUUGGACAUAUAAGCAGUUCACAAGUGAUAUCCAGACAAGGCAGUACCGGUGUCCGGAGGUGAUUAUUGGGUCUAAAUAUUCUACGUCUGCCGAUAUGUGGUCAUUUGCCUGUAUUUGCUUUGAGCUUGCCACAGGAGAUGUGCUAUUUGAUCCGCAUAGUGGUGAUAAUUUUGAUCGUGAUGAGGACCACUUGGCGUUGAUGAUGGAGCUUCUUGGGAUGAUGCCCCGCAAGAUUGCCUUGGGUGGUCGAUACUCUCGUGAAAUUUUCAACAGGCAUGGUGAUUUGAGGCACAUCCGCCGCUUGAAGUUUUGGUCCCUCAACAAAGUGCUCAUGGAGAAGUAUGAAUUCAGCGAGCAAGAUGCCAAUGACAUGGCUGAUUUUCUUAUUCCCAUACUAGAUUUUGUUCCUGAGAAACGUCCCACAGCUGCCCAAUUGCUUCAACACCCAUGGAUUGAUGCAGGGCCUCGAAUACGUGAACCAAGUUUGCCUCAAUCAAAUCAAACCCAAUCGUCGAUGGAUGGUGCUUCAGAGAAGCAAAGAAAGGAGAAAGAUGAAAGGGAAGCAAUGGCGGUAGGACUGGGGAAUAUUGCAAUUGAUGAAUCUUCAAAAUCAGUAAAAGACCAUCGACCUAAUAGUAAACCAACCAAUGCAAAUGUUAUGGCUUCAAGGUAGUGAGCCUGAGCCAUUUUUCAGACUUGAGCAAGGUCAGGAUUUUGACGCAUCCAUGUAUUUGAUAACAAUAUUGUUACCCCUCCCAGUGUGAGGUGUGUUUCAGAUGAGUGCAAAAUGGACAGCUCAAGGUGUUAUAUUUGAUGGCCAUGGUUGGGAAAGUUGCUUAAGAGGAUAUAUCGCAUCUCGUAUUUUAUUUUUCAUAUUGUCUCGAACAUUUUUUCCCUGUAAGAAUCAACUGUUGAAUUUUAUUUAGAAAUGUAUUUGUUGGACA